AUGGGCUGUGUGUCUUCUAAUCUACUUAACAACGAGGAUGAGUUCACUCAACUAGGCACCUCUGCUCUGAGUCACCACAUAGUUUCACUCACUUCUACCACUUAUGGCCUCCUCAAUCUUGAUCCAUUACCACCACCACAAACCACCACAACUCCUCCAACACCACCUCGGUUCACUCUUGGCUCUAUCUUCCCUACCCCACUUACAGAACCUAAGUCCAAACCAGAAAUCAUUGAUUCUUGGGAACUUAUGUCUGGUCUUGACACUGAUAGCUUUCGUUUCUCUCCCAUUAUCAAGAAAGACCAAGAAAGUUCCCGUUUUUCACCCUUUUUCAAGAAACAUCAAGAAAGCCCUUUAUUUAGCAAAGAAAAUACCAACCCAAAUUUUCUCUUGAAGGACAGCUCUUUGAUUGUCAAGAAAGGCCAAGAAAGUCCUUUAUCUAGCCAAGGAAACAAGAACCCAAAUUUUCUUUUGAAGAACAGUACAGGGUUGAUUGAUAAAUGUGAGAGACUAUGUCCACCCAAUGGAGAAAACAGAGUUGUGAUCUACACGACGACUUUGAGAGGCAUAAGAAAGACUUUUGAAGCUUGUAAUGCAGUGCGGGCAGCUUUUGAGGGGUUUGGUGUGUUGAUUUGUGAGAGAGAUGUGUCAAUGGAUAAAGGGUUUAAAGAGGAGUUAAUGGAAUUGAUGAAAGGGAAAGACAGAGAGGCAAUGGUGCCACCAAGGGUUUUUGUUAAAGGAAGGUAUGUGGGUGGUGCUGAGGAAGUGAUGAGAUUAGUUGAAGAAGGGCUAAUGGGAGAGGUUUUAGAAGGGUUGCCUAAGAAGGGAGUAAAGGGUGCGUGUGAAGGGUGUGGAGACGUGAGGUUUUUGCCUUGUUUUUCUUGUAAUGGGAGCUGUAAGAUGGUGAUGGUGGUUAAGGAGGCGCUGGGGCAGAGACAAGGGAAGACAGUUGUGCUUAGAUGCCCUGAUUGUAAUGAGAACGGUUUGGUCCUUUGCCCCAUUUGUAGCUGA
Molecule: messenger RNA, 1011 nt
Organism: Dovyalis caffra
Lineage: Eukaryota; Viridiplantae; Streptophyta; Magnoliopsida; Malpighiales; Salicaceae
Source: the annotation of a GenBank genome assembly